CUGGAUGAGCCGGAUCUUCGUGCCCCCGCUCACUGCUUCAUCACCAUCUUGUCAUUAUUAUUGCAGCCGCGUUGUUGUCCUGAUCUCCAAGACCAUCCAGGCCAAAUGAAAUUUUUCUCCAUUCAUCCAAAACGCCAACAACUACAUCGUAUCCGUCUCAUCACCCAUCCUAGCUCCAAUCUCUCGUUCCAGCCAACAUCUGCGCCAAACUUCGUACUAUCGUCAAACCCAGCCAAGUGCACGAAUAUCGCAUUGGCCAGGGCUGCACCUCCCUCUGCAGCUGAGACCUCGCUGUCGCGCUUGCACCGUCCUCAAUUUCCCUGACGACGACAAUGGGAUGCCUUCUUUAAAAGCCUACACGCAUUACGAGACUCUUGCAUUCUGUCAGUUAAUUGCAAGCCAUGGACUGGACCCAUCCUCUUUCGAAGACAUUUCCACCUCCUUGAAUGCCAAUCAACUCAUUCGCGAAAGCACCACCUAUGAUCAGUCGCGAUUCACGGCCACCGCCUUGCAGACACUCUACGAUGAGUUGCUUUUGGCUGAAAAGUCGGCCCAAAAACCUGCCACGAAUGGUGAUACAAAUACCAAAAAGCGAAAGUUGUCGGCCUCUCCUAGUCCACCAGAAAAAGAGAUCCCAUCAGACGAAGAUCUUUUCCAGAUUCUAGUCGAACGGUUAUAUGGUCGAUUCAGGGAACAAGCCAUCAAAGAGAUUCGUCAAGAUGAGGAGGCCUAUGCCACUUUACAGAAGGAUGUCACUGAGCUCGAGAAGAAGGUGAAAGAUGAGGAAGCCCAGCAGAAUCGAGCGCGAGCGCUGCUUCAGAAGGCCCAGGCCGACCUAGACGAGAAGAAAAGAAAGGACCGGGAAGCAUCCAAGGCCGCUCAAGCUCAAGCUCAAACACAGGCCCAGCCGCAGGCUCAGACUACGGUACCACAGAAUCUUCCCAGCCCCGAUCCUGCUGCUGCACAAUUGCAAGCAAGUCUCGAUGCGACUCGACCUGACCUCCCAAUUCCUCCGUCCACAGCUCCGUUGGAAACGAAGGCUUCCCCCUCACCAAUCCGGACUACGCAACCGCUGGCGCCGUCCAAGUCGCCUGUUCCAUCUACGACACCCAUACCGGUGUCCGCGAGGCAGUCGGCUGAGCCAAAUGCUAGUCGGAACUCGCAACCUCCAUCAAUCGGGCCCUCGACACACAACUCCCCAGGCUCUUAUCCUCGAACUUUGCAAGUCCCACCGCAACGACCCAACUACGCGCCUAUCAAUCCUCAACAUUUCCAGCCAGGCCCUCAUGGCCAGCCAGUGCCGAUUGUCCCUCAUACCCCAGGCAUGCCCAUGCCUCCACCAGCCGAAUUUCCAAAUCUGAAGAGAGCGAAUUCUUCAGGUCAGGGCAGAGGAUCUCCAAUACACAUGACACCUCAGCAGGCGUACCCUCCGUAUCCUCCCUAUGGUCAAGCCCCUUGGCCCCCGCAUAUGAGUCCACAGCAUCAAUUCCAACAAACGCCUCCAUAUCCGAACCAACCCUAUUAUCCACAAUCGCCCAACGGCCGGGGCAUGCCAUAUCAAACACCUCAUCAUCCCCAGUAUCCUCCCUUCCCACAAAGCGGUCCUGUUCACUAUCAAGGUCAGCCACAUCCACAAGGAUGGUACCCUCCUCAUGGCCAACCAUAUGGCUUUUCAGGGCCUCCUAAUGUGACACCGGGCCCACGAUCUGAGUCACGGCGUGCUCUGUCGAAAGGACGAUCGUCAACCCCUUGGAAGAAACGGCUAGAGCAAUCCUCAAGUUCACGACUACCCAGCCCAACCCGGCCGGAAAGAGAAGUUAGUCCCCUCACUGACACAGAGUCGCCGUCUCAGCCAGGUAAACCGACACGGUCGUCGACGACGACGACGAAGGAGCGACUAGCGGCAGAGUCACCGACACCAACUCGAGAGCGACAAUCCACUAGGGGUCAACGAGUCGCUUCUGCUACGCCGUCAGCAAGAUCCCCGUCUGCUGCUUCCAUGACCUCUGAAACUCCGACGGAAAGUCGCAGGAAAGGCCGGCCUCGAAAGAUCAAGGCAGAACCACCGAGCACCCCAGCCGCCAUCGCUUCAGAUAACGAACAACCAAAGCCAUCUGAACGCCGCGGCCGCUCACGAGGGGAAGCACUGGCAUUGCCAUCAGAGAUUCAUUCUACUGGCACUACAGCGCAGAAGCGUAAACGAUCGACAACACGAGAUAGUAUCACUCCGUCGUUACCUUCGCCAGAACCUCCUCGGUACUCUACGGCUCAAUUUACACACGAUCCAGGCUACGUGGUUGUAUCGAAGAACUUCCACAAGACGGCCCUUCUCCUCAUCAACGACAUCUCGACUCACAAACUGGCGGGAAUCUUUGGCAAACCGCUUUCUGAACGAGAUGCGCCAGGCUACAAGGAUUUGGUUCUCCGACCACAAGACCUCAAGAGCAUCAAAGCCGCCGUUUCCAAAGGUGGCAAAGCUGCACACAUUGCAAUCGAAGCCAUCGAAGGAGAUCAACGGAGCGGUGUAGAAGAGAGCACAGAACCAUUGCCACAGGGUACUGAGUCCGAAAGCAAAGAAGGGUCAUUAGGCAACGGCAUGUUCUUGGUCAAGACAUUUGAAGACAUCGUUCCACCCAAGGGGAUUGUGAACUCGAGCCAGCUGGAAAUGGAAGUUGCGAGAGUCUUUGCCAACGCCGUCAUGUUCAACCCACUACCUUCGUCAGAAAGAGGCUUUGGCCGAUCUCUUCGUCUUCGAAGAAACGGAGGCACGCUCGACCCGCCCCGGGAGACCGAGCGGGGCGAUCAUGACAACAACGACGACACCGACAACGAAGACGACGAAGAUGAAAACAACGACAACAACAACGUCGAACGACCUUCUCCCAGUCAAGACUCGGAGGGUUCGCCGCUUGACAGCGAAGGGGAAGGCGGUAUCAUCGCCGACACGCGCGACAUGUUUGAAGACGCUAUCGACCGUGUGUCCAAGUGGAAAAAAGUUGAGUCCGAAAGAUUGGCCGGGCCGGACGAAGCGUCGGCUCAGUUGACUUCGAGACCUACAGCUACAGCUGCGGCUCACGACAAAGGCAGUGCCUCGGUGGCGGCUAGUGUCCGCAAUUCGAGCGUCAGUUCAGCCGUGCCAGAUGAAGAGUCUGGUCCGGCCGUUGAGAACAAUAAUACCACUGCUGCUACGCCCGCCGCCCAUGCUCCAGGCACGGCGAGGAAGAGGAGACGUCUCGCUGAUUGAAUCAACGUCUCUGUGGUUGAUUGCAGCAUUGAUUGACCAAUUACUGGCGGUCUGGAACUAAAAGGAGGUGGAUGAAUGGCGGGUAUAUCAAGUGAUAAUCAGACUACGUAGAACUGCCUCAUGUGAGCGGGCGUGCUUACAACAGUCAGUCCAAGAAUCUAUCUAUACUAGCUGGUCACUCGAUCGAUUGGGCCUCCAUGACGCGUGAUAAACCAUGACGAUCUACAAUUCUGAGAAGGUUUCGUUGCCG
Exophiala mesophila is the source of this 3494-nucleotide messenger RNA. RefSeq lists its product as uncharacterized. Gene Ontology annotation, cellular component: NuA4 histone acetyltransferase complex. The record is from RefSeq and is a predicted model, not a curated record. Lineage: Eukaryota; Fungi; Ascomycota; Eurotiomycetes; Chaetothyriales; Herpotrichiellaceae. The transcript has a single exon. Bases 338 to 3244 code for a protein of 968 amino acids. Gene Ontology annotation, molecular function: protein binding.